AUGAAUAAUAACAUCCCCACGCAUCAUUCCACCAAGUACGAUACCAAGAUGAUGGACUUGAGAGUUGGUAAGAAGUACCGCAUCGGACGCAAGAUCGGUUCGGGAUCCUUUGGUGACAUCUACUUGGGCACCAAUAUCAUUUCCGGCGAGGAAGUGGCUAUCAAGUUGGAAAACGUUAAGGCCAAGCACCCCCAGUUAGAGUACGAGGCUAAGGUAUACAAGGCCUUGAGUGGAGGCGUUGGAAUCCCAUUUGUCAGAUGGUAUGGAACAGAGUGCGAUUACAACGCCAUGGUCAUCGAUCUCUUGGGCCCCUCUUUGGAGGAUUUGUUCAAUUACUGUAACAGAAAAUUCACCUACAAGACGGUGUUGCUUUUGGCGGACCAGCUCAUUUGCAGAAUAGAAUACAUCCAUGCUCGUUGCUUCAUCCAUAGAGACAUCAAGCCAGAUAACUUCUUGAUGGGAAUUGGAAGACGCGGUUCGCAAGUCAACGUUAUCGAUUUUGGUUUGGCCAAGAAGUACCGUGAUCCUAGAACCCACUUACAUAUCCCUUACAGAGAGAACAAAAACUUGACUGGUACUGCAAGAUAUGCGUCCGUCAACACUCACUUGGGUAUUGAACAGUCCAGACGAGAUGACUUAGAGAGUUUGGGUUAUGUUUUGAUUUACUUCUGUCGUGGUUCCUUGCCCUGGCAAGGUUUGAAGGCUGCUACAAAGAGACAGAAGUAUGACAGAAUUAUGGAGAAGAAGAUGACCAUCCCCAAUGAUGUAUUGACGAAGGGAUUGCCCGGCGAGUUUUUGGAGUACAUGAAUUACAUCAAGAACUUGCGCUUCGAUGACAAGCCUGAUUACCCAUACUUAAGAAAGUUGUUCAGAGAUUUGUUCAAGAGGGAGAACUAUAGAUACGACUAUGUUUUCGACUGGACCUUGUACAAGUUCCAGCAGGAAAGACAAAGGGAACAAUUCAAAGUCGCCGAUGGCCAAAAUGACCUGAACCAACAGCAAUCUGGCAACCAGCAAGCUCAGCAGCAAGUCAUACAACAACAUCCUUCAACAAACCAGCAUGCAAGCAUCAACCAGAAGGUUCCUCAGUCUGUGCAGCCACAAUUGCACCAACAACAGCAACUCCAGCAACUGCACCCACAGAUGCCCCAGACUAGACAGGUUGACCACAAGCCGUACAACGACAACAUGCAGAAUAUUCAGUCCGGAAGAUUCAAUGAAGGAAUUUAUCACCAGCAGUAUGAUCAGGGUGAGCAGCAGCAUGCAUCGAAACCCGGAGCCAACCCAGCCUGGAUUUGA
This is a messenger RNA of Sungouiella intermedia, 1299 nucleotides long. NCBI's taxonomy places the organism in Eukaryota, Fungi, Ascomycota, Pichiomycetes, Serinales, Metschnikowiaceae. The record is from the annotation of a GenBank genome assembly.